UGGAGAACGGUUCAGAGACCUAGUCAGCAGUGAACAAGUAGCCUGUGAACAAUCUACCGAUCAUAGUUUCAUUGAAAUGGUGGAAGAAGAUUUUACAGAAAAGUCCGAUAGCUAUAUGGCCGCUGCCAAUAUGGUCGACACACAAGAAAUGGACGUCCUGGAAAACAAACAACUGGUUGGAAAUGAAGAAUGUGUAGACGACAGUAACUCAGUUUGCUCUGCUGCAGACAAAGCAGUACCACGCGCCAAAUCGUUACAACACCCAUGCCCGUUUUGCGAAGAAAUACUGUUUCAUACGCAGACUGAUUUGACUGAACAUUUAAAAACGUUGCACUCAGACAAGGUUCAUUCAUGCGAUCCAUGCGCAAGGAUUUUUGUGGACCCUGCUACGUUCGAAUCCCAUGUUCAAUGCCACGCAUUAGGACGAAAUUUUUUCUGUAUGCUUUGCGAAAAAGGGUUUCGACUGCGCCAAGUACUUAAGCAUCACAUACUCUCGCACAACGCCGAAUAUUUAUGCUCGCAGUGUGGCAAAAAGUUCAAUGACAAAAGCAAUCUUCGGCAGCAUGUGAAGCGCCACUCCAGUGAGAAACGAUAUGCGUGUAGCUUGUGUCCGAUCCGCUUCCAUUCGAAAAACGACUUAAAAAUGCACCAGAGCACGCAUUCUACUGUAAAGCAAUUUAGUUGCAACUUGUGUAGCUCGAAGUUUAACAGGCAAUACUCUUUGGUGUGCCAUCAGCGAAUCCAUACGGGAGAACGUCCCUACAGUUGUGAGGCUUGCAAAAUGAGUUUUUACACGUCCCAUCAUCUGAAACGUCACAUGCUAACUCACACGGGUGAAAAACCGUUCAAAUGUCACUACUGUGACCGUAAAUUCGCGCAAAGCAAUGAUAUGGUGAAACAUACGCGGAUCCACAUUGGAGCCUGCAUUUAUCAGUGCAACAGGUGUGAUGCUUCUUUCCGAUUGCUAUCGGAACUAAGAAAUCACUACAAGGAUCAUUACCAGCAAGGGAACGAAGAAACACCAGGAUGGACCUCUGCGGAAGAAGAACGACAUAUUCGAUUCACCAGUACGGAUAUAUUGAACUUGCGAUACGCCAAAGAAGCGUCACGAUGGUCAACGAAACGAAAGGUUAUCGCCAAAGCGACCGUUUGUCCCGCCACGAAUGGGUCAGAUUAAUAUUCCGUGUAUU
Messenger RNA from Anopheles bellator, 1190 nucleotides. RefSeq names its product zinc finger protein 239-like. Gene Ontology annotation, biological process: regulation of transcription by RNA polymerase II. Bases 77 to 1177 code for a protein of 366 amino acids. The record is from RefSeq and is a predicted model, not a curated record. Gene Ontology annotation, molecular function: DNA-binding transcription factor activity; RNA polymerase II cis-regulatory region sequence-specific DNA binding. The transcript has 4 exons. NCBI's taxonomy places the organism in Eukaryota, Metazoa, Arthropoda, Insecta, Diptera, Culicidae.